Molecule: messenger RNA, 582 nt
Organism: Didymodactylos carnosus
Lineage: Eukaryota; Metazoa; Rotifera; Eurotatoria; Philodinida; Philodinidae
Source: the annotation of a GenBank genome assembly
AUGUCUCUGAUAAAAAUAACGUCUGAGCCAGCAUUACAUUUUCAAGAGAUUGAUGUAAAAGAUAAAUAUAAUUUCAUCAAACAAAUUGGAAAAGGCAGCUACGGUGAAGUAUGGCUUGUUCAACCUCUACGUUCAAAGCAAAUCAAACAGGUUCGGAAGUUAAUUUAUUUAAAACAGCAAAAUAGUGCACCACAAACCGAAUUAGAGGCAGCUGAGCGUGAAGCCAAACUCUUAUCAUCACUCAAACAUCCAAAUAUUGUUUCUUAUAUUGAAUCCUUUCGUUCGGUUGAUAAUUUUCUUAAUAUAGUAAUGAGUUAUUGUGAAGGUGGUGAUCUCUAUACAAAAUUAAAAGAACGAAAAACAAAACAACAAAUAUUAAGCGAAAAUCAGAUUGUUGAAUGGUUUGUACAAAUAUGUAUGGCAUUGCAAUACAUGCACGAUAGAAAUGUUUUGCAUCGUGAUUUGAAAACACAAAAUAUAUUUUUGACAAAAAAUGAUAUUGUCAAAGUGGGAGAUCUUGGCAUCGCGAGAAUAUUGGAUAAUUCUAGUGACAUGGCCACAACAAUCAUCGGAACACCGUGA